GCGAGUUGCGGAGAUUAGAGUUUUAACGCUGCGCUCCGGAACGUAGGAAGACCAGAGUCGGCCGUCACCUGCCAGGAGACCCGCUCCCGAUCCCGAGAGGACCGAGAGGCGGGCACGGUAACGGACGGCGGUUCAGAAACGGCGUCUGAGCAAACACAAGAGCACCGAAGCGGCUGCCGCAUCGCUCCCCAGCCUCUCCCGUGGAAGAAAUCCGGUCCUGAGCAGGAAAAAGACCGUUCAGAGAAGCCGGUGUUCACCAAGAAAGAGAGGAAGGCUGACGGAGCAGACGCUCUGAGCGCAGCUGAAGAGAAUCGGAGGAAAACGGAGGGAUUAUUUCAACAUUUGGACCGAGGCAGGAUCCCUGGAUUCUUCUCUUACCUUUUUUCAUUCCUGUCUGUUUUUGUUGGGGAGAGAUUCAUUGAAACUGACAUUAAUCUUUUGAGUCACACUAAUGUUGGCACUCCACAUCUGCCUGAAGAUGAAAGUAUGCGGCGUGUUUUUUUCUUUGUGAGUGUUCUGACUGCCAAGUUUGAGAGGUACUCUGGGAAUCUGAGGGCUUUUUCACUUGUGUAAUCCUUUUCAUGUUCUGCUUUUGUGAUCUGUUAUCUCAGUCUUUCUUUUCCUGAUAAGGUUUUGUUUCUCAUCAAACAAAGAGGAGGGGGGGGGGCUGUUUCUCAAGUUUCCCAGCCUCGAAACUGAGAAGCAUUUGCAUUCCAGUUGGCUUCACAAGGGGACAAAUCCUCCCUUGUUUGUCUGAUAGGGCGAGUGUUUGAGUUGGUCAGUGUCCCUCUGUAUCGGGGGGACAGUAACCGACCCUGUCAGUCUCUUCUGGGAAAAAUGGGAUCAGAAAAGGACUCGGAGUCGCCUCACUCCUCGGUGAGUGGCGUCCCCAACCCUAAGUGCCGUGCGGCAGGCAAACGCCAGGGCCGCAUCUCCUUCCACAGCCUCUUCCACAGUAAACGGAGCUCUCGGGGAACCAGGGCCCCAAAAGGAGGAGCGGCCACCGCUUUAUCUCAUCAUCACCAACAUCACCACAUGCAACAACAGCUGCUUCCUUCCGCCUUGAGUUCAGCAGCUGCUGCAGCUGCUGCUGCUGCACCCACCACAACGACCACCGCAACCGCCACGACCCCCCAGGACGCAGCCUCCGGCACCCCCUCAAAGCCGCUCUCCUCCAGCCAGCCCUCCCUGGGGGGAGGCGCUUCAUCGGGGGAGGCCAAUCUCCUGGAGUGCCCCCUGUGCCUGGUGCGCCAGCCCGCUGAGCAGCUCCCGGAGCUGCUGGGCUGCAGCCACCGAUCCUGCCUCUGCUGCCUGCGCCAGUACCUCCGCAUCGAAAUCACCGAGAGCCGAGUCCAGCUCAGCUGCCCCGAGUGUGCCGAGAGACUGGCCCCGCGGCAGGUGGCCGACAUCUUGGAUGAUGCAGCCCUGCUGGAGAAGUAUGAGGAAUUCCUACUGAGGAGGUGCCUCGCUUCCGAUCCGGAUUGCCGAUGGUGCCCGGCGCCCGACUGCGGGUUUGCCGUCAUCGCCUCGGGCUGUGCCAGCUGUCCCAGGCUGGUUUGUCGCAGAGAAGGCUGCGGCGCAGAGUUUUGCUACCACUGCAAACAGGCCUGGCACCCCAACCAGACCUGCGACUCGGCCCGCCAGCAGAGGGCGCAGUCCCUGCACACCCACAGCAACCACUCGCCCAGCUACACGCAGGAGCAAGGCCCCGCUGAUGACAUCAAGCCGUGCCCCCGCUGUGGCGCCUACAUCAUCAAGAUGAACGACGGGAGCUGCAAUCACAUGACCUGUGCCGUCUGCGGCUGCGAGUUCUGCUGGCUCUGCAUGAAGGAGAUCUCCGACCUGCACUACCUCAGUCCAUCUGGCUGUACGUUCUGGGGGAAGAAGCCCUGGAGCAGGAAGAAGAAGAUUUUGUGGCAGCUGGGCACUCUGAUCGGAGCUCCGGUCGGCAUCACUCUUAUCGCGGGCAUCGCCGUCCCCGCCAUGGUCAUCGGCAUCCCGGUGUACGUCGGCCGCAAGAUCCACGCCCACUACGAGCUGAAGAAGACGUCUCGUCACCGAAGGAAUCUGGCCAUCACGGGGGGCGUGGCCCUGUCAAUCAUCACCGCUCCUGUCAUCGCAGCUGUCAGCGUGGGUAUCGGCGUGCCCAUCAUGUUGGCCUACGUGUACGGCGUGGUGCCCAUCUCUCUGUGCAGAGGGGGGGGCUGUGGCGUGAGCAGAGGAAAGGGGCGCGGUGUGCGGAUUGACUUUGAUGAGGACGAUGGACCGAUCACAGUAGCGGACGCGUGGCGAGCCCUCAAGUCUCCGAGCCUCGGCGAGAGCAGUCUGGACGGGGCGGUCAGCGGUCUGAGCACCACCUCUCCCAGUGAGGGGCUCUCCGUGGCCCCUGGGACUCUGGGCGACACGCCACACUUCAACACCCUGGCCGGUGGUGCUCUGGGGACUCGCACAAGCAAGUACAGCAGGCUGGAGGUCCAAGCAGGGGAACUCGCCAAAGAAUCAGCCCAGAGAGAGACAGGCAGCCUGGGGGCCGGGAGCGACUGUGCCAGCACCCGAGGAAUGGCCGGAUCCAUCAUCUCCUCCUACACUCUACCUGACAGGGAGUGCACCAACCUGGAGAUCCAGGUGGACAUUGAGACCAAACCCAGCCAUCUCUGCCUGACCAGCGAAGAGGACCUAACCCCACAUCCGGGCUCUGCUGCCAUGGCGACCGCCUCGGGAGGGGAGGAGCCCCAGGACUGCAGCUCCAGAAGGGGCGGGGCUUUGUCGGGCUCAGCGCUGGGACUGUCGCCGGGAACGUCAAUCAGGGAGGGGCUCAGAGACGUCACCCUGGCUCAGCCGGAGAGCAUCCGCAGUGACCUGGAGAUGUCAGACACUCAGUCAGACGACAUCGCGGAGCUGACGUCGGACGACUGCGACUCUCCUCACCCGAAAAGCUGUCACCCGGCGGCCGGCCAGCAGCCCCAGCCCCCCUCGUGCCGAGCCGUGAACCCCUCCACCGAAGGCCUUCACUGUCCUGCAGACAGCAACGUCAUCCUCUACGUCUGAGAGAGAAAAGCAGUUCUCAGGAUUGCACAGAAACAACCCUGAACAUUUACACGUGGACUCAUCAAAGCUUUUUCCUCUCGUCAUCUCUCGUUUGCUGCUUUUGCGACUCACAGACGCCGUCUUAAACACAGACAGCAUUUCUUUAUGUUGGUCUGUCUUCUCUUUCUACCUGCCAGUCUACUCUCUGUCAGGGUUCUACCUCUGAGAUUUAUAAGAUGAUUUAUGUUUACUCCCUGGUGCAAAAUGCCGUGGCUACUUAAGCAAAAAAAAAAAAAAAAAAAAGAGAGAGAGAGAGAGAGAGAGAGAAAAAAAGACAAGAGGUACAAAUUUUCAAUAUGGCAAACUGAAAUUAUGAACUGAGGUGAAACAUCACCAAGCACAGCAGAGAGACGAGGAUUGCUGGGACAGCAGAGGACGCUCGCCGAGGAUGUUUUUAAAAAUGUGUGAAUGAAUGUGGACUUUGUACUCACUUAUUGUGGCUUUAUUUUCCCUUUUUUUUCCCCCCCCUCUAUUUAUAUUCAGACGACCUUGAAAUUGUAUUAUUUGCAGUGUGCAUGAGUCUGCAUGAGCCAUUGCUUGUGUGGAAGGUUGCAAACGGGCAGCAUGUUUCUGUUACACUGCUGAAAGUUAAAGUUUACUUCAGAGGACGAAGUUGCACUUGAAUCUCACGUUCACUGCACGGAGGAGGAGGAGGAGGAGGAGGAGGAGGAGGAUGGACACAGAUUGAAAAAAAAAAAAGGGUCACUGCUGUGGAAGUAAAUGACAGAGUUCUGACAGGUCCUGGAGCUGUGAAAUUUGUUGUCUGUGUGAAGGUUUGUCUGUUUUGCAUUCGUCAGUGUUGCAGAUUAGAUGAACGACCCCCCCGAGAAACACUUUUUUUUAAAUCUUAAAAAUGGAAAAAACCAAAAAGUCCUGCAGGUUUCCUCUGAUUUUCCUUUUCAGCUGAAUAUGUAACAGUUAUAGAAACGCUUAAACACAAACUCGAAGCAGUUUUCAUGAACUGAAUGAAGGCAGAAGGCAACACAGCCGCCUUCAGGCUGCCCACUAAAUGAUCAGCUGUAUUUACAGUUACAUGUUAUUGCAGCAAUGCAGUUUCAGCUUUCAGUCCACCUUCAAAAUUUAAUAAAUCAUGUUUACAUUUCUCAUGAAGAAAAACUAAAUGCACAGUACAGUAUUAAUGCCAGUACAGCUCUAUGGAUAAUAAUGAAACUAAUUUAAGGGUAGAUGCACAGUCCUCCUCAGUGGAAGGAGGUUAUUUAUUCAUGAGGAUUAGAGGUGGUUUGGGCAUCAGAUUGGGAUCCUGGGCACCUCUUGGGUGAGGCGCUCCGGGCAUGUCUGAGCAGGAAGCACGCUGGAUAUCUUUCAGCCGGCUUGGGAAAACCUCGGCGUUCCCAGAAUGAGCUGGCAGAGGCUGGAGAGAGAGGGAGCUCUGGUCUAUAAUAUAUAAUUUAUUGCUACCAAUAAUGUAUUAAUCCUGUGUGGAAAACUAUUUUCAUUCCUGAUUAAUCUGCUGCUAAUUUUCUUGAGUUAUCAAUCAACAGUUUCUUUUAUCAUGUAAUUAUCGUGUAAUUAGCAGCAGAACACCUCAGUGCCAAAGCUGGAACCGAGUACGCCAUCAGCUGCAGUCACUCUGAGUACAAGAACGACUUCACCUUCACUUCAAACGCUCGACUUGAAGAUGCACACGUUCUCUGUCAGAACUCUGUCAGUAGGUCACAUGACCAAGUUAGUGUUUUACAAUUCGCUGCCUGCUUGCCUUAUCGACACUCGCUGACCAAACACAGCAGCACACACCCGACUGGUUUCGGAGGUUUUGGUUUCUGACGUGUUAACCGGCCGUGUGACCCACUUGAAUGUUGUGUGUGUGUGUGUGUGUGUGUGUGUGUGUGUGUGUGUGUGUGUGUGAAUCCUGAUGAAUGUAUUUGUGUUUCCCACUUUUAUUUUUUGAAUGAGCACUUGUGCACUUUAUC
Messenger RNA from Archocentrus centrarchus (flier cichlid), 5018 nucleotides. RefSeq names its product ring finger protein 19B (gene rnf19b). Bases 838 to 3048 code for a protein of 736 amino acids. Gene Ontology annotation, molecular function: ubiquitin-protein transferase activity; zinc ion binding. The transcript has 10 exons. The record is from RefSeq and is a predicted model, not a curated record. Lineage: Eukaryota; Metazoa; Chordata; Actinopteri; Cichliformes; Cichlidae. Gene Ontology annotation, biological process: protein ubiquitination.